GGAGGCCUGAGGCCCAGGGUGGGCACCAGCCAGCCAUGGCUGCAGCAGAGACUGCGUUACCCUCUAUCAGCACACUGACCGCCCUGGGCCCCUUCCCGGACACACAGGAGGACUUCCUCAAGUGGUGGCGCUCCGAAGAGGCGCAGGACAUGGGCCCGGGUCCCCCCGACCCCGCCGGGCUGCCCCUCCACGCGAAGUCGGAGGACCCGCCCGGGGAGGACGAGGACGAUGAGAGGGACGCGGACGCCGCCUGGGACCUGGACCUUCUCCUCACCAACUUCCCGGGCCCGGAACCGGGCGGGGCGCCCCGGACCUGCGCUCUGGCGCCCAGCGAGGGCCCCGGGGCGCAAUACCUGUCGCCGCCGGAGACUCUGAGCGCAUAUGCGGGCGGCCCGGGGCUAGCAGCCGGGCUCUUGGGUCCCGAGGAGCACUCAGGCUGGGCGCGCCCUACCCCGCGAGCCCCGGCCCCCGACGCCUUCGUGGGCCCAGCCCUGGCCCCGGCCCCCGAGCCCAAGGCGCUGCCGCUACAGCCGGUGUACCCGGGGCCGGGCGCCGGAUCGUCGGGCAGCUACUUCCCGCGGACCGGGCUGUCAGUGCCCGCGGCGCCGGGCGCCCCCUACGGGCUGCUGUCCGGGUACCCCGCGCUGUACCCGGCGCCGCAAUACCAAGGGCACUUCCAGCUCUUCCGUGGGCUCCAGGCGCCCGCUCCCGGCCCCGCCGCGCCCCCCUCCUUUCUGAGUUGUCUGGGACCCGGGCCGGUGGGCGCCGGACUCGGAGGGACUGCAGGGGACCCAGGCGUGGUCGCCGACGCCGCACCAGCCAAGCGCAGCCGGCGCUCGUGGGCGCGCAAGAGGCAGGCGGCGCACACGUGCGCGCACCCGGGCUGCGGCAAGAGCUACACCAAGAGGGAGAAGCCAUAUGCCUGCACGUGGGACGGCUGCGGCUGGAGGUUCGCACGCUCGGACGAGCUGACCCGCCACUACCGGAAGCACACGGGACAACGCCCCUUCCGCUGCCAGCUCUGCCCACGCGCCUUUUCGCGCUCUGACCACCUGGCCUUGCACAUGAAGCGCCAUCUUUGAGCUCCGCCCUGGCACGUGGACGCUCCUAGGGGCUGGGGAUGAAACAGUGGAUCCACCCAAGGUGGUUUUCCCAAGGACAGACCCUCGCCGGACUCGCGGCCCCUCAGAUCCACCGAAAAAGCAAGGACAGACCUGUGGGAGCCUCCAGCUGCAGCUCCCACGUGUCGUCAGCCACAGGGAGCCACACAGAGACGUCCAACAGCCACGCAUCCCAGCAAGACAGACCACCAAAUAAGCGGACUCUCAUGGACACUCAGACCAGCUCACAACAGCCCUGGACAGUGGGUGGGGGUGUGGGGUGAGGCUUCCUGGAGACCCCAGAUGGAGAAUGGGACUUCACACCGCGACUCCUCCUGGAGCCCCGCAUGGUGGCUGGCAGCAGCUGUGAAUGGUUAUGGGUCCUAUAAAAACGCCCCUCCCAGAUAAAGCUUCAGCAUUGACCUGA
Molecule: messenger RNA, 1527 nt
Organism: Carlito syrichta (Philippine tarsier)
Lineage: Eukaryota; Metazoa; Chordata; Mammalia; Primates; Tarsiidae
Gene: KLF1
Product: Kruppel like factor 1
Exons: 3
Coding region: 36-1082 (348 amino acids)
Biological process (GO): regulation of transcription by RNA polymerase II
Molecular function (GO): RNA polymerase II cis-regulatory region sequence-specific DNA binding; DNA-binding transcription factor activity, RNA polymerase II-specific
Source: RefSeq, a predicted model, not a curated record